This is a messenger RNA of Manis pentadactyla (Chinese pangolin), 5030 nucleotides long. It is a transcript of the gene PLEKHG3, whose product is annotated as pleckstrin homology and RhoGEF domain containing G3. Bases 130 to 4377 code for a protein of 1415 amino acids. The transcript has 18 exons. NCBI's taxonomy places the organism in Eukaryota, Metazoa, Chordata, Mammalia, Pholidota, Manidae. Gene Ontology annotation, molecular function: guanyl-nucleotide exchange factor activity. The record is from RefSeq and is a predicted model, not a curated record.
UGGGCCAGUGGGCUUGGGAGCAGUUGCCUUUGGGGGAUGCCCCUCAUUCCUUUGCUGCCUGCCUCCCAUGCAGGUGUGGCGUCAGGCUUCUGCUUCUCGGGGGUGAGGUAGACAGCGGGAGGUGGAAGGAUGACGUCAGCCCCCUCCGCACCUGGUCCCAGCCUCGGCACCGUGUGUUUUUGGUGGAGUCUGCAGAGCUCUGGCCCACAUAGAGGGUCCCCGACAAGUGCCCCUCCCCGUCGCCUGCCUGCUCCUCAGCCUGCUGGCGGUGGAGGGGGCCGGAAGGGAAUGUUGCUGAGUCCUGGGGACUCCCCAGGACCAGGGAAGCAGAGGCUCUCCAGAAGGCUCCGGAAUCUCCCGGGAGUGUCCUCGCCCGGCAGCGAUGCCAGGAUGCCUGUCUCUGCCUCCCUCCGCCACGAUGGCAGCCAGGAGCGUCCCCCAAGCCUGACCUCCACCACCUCCUCGUCGGGCUCCUCCCGUGACAGCCGCGGUGCCAUGGAGGAGCCCAGUGGUUCCGAGGCUUCAGCCCAGAACGGGGCAGGCUGUCCGCGCAGCCGGCACCCUUCCAACAGCAAUAACAACUCCAGCGGCUGGCUGAACAUGAAGGGGCCCCUGUCCCCAUUCAACAACCGGGCUGCGGCCGCGCCUGCGCAUAAGCUCAGCUACCUGGGCCGCGUGGUGCGGGAAAUCGUGGAGACCGAGCGUAUGUACGUGCAGGACCUUCGCAGCAUUGUGGAGGACUAUCUCUUGAAGAUCAUUGACACACCUGGGCUGCUGAAGCCAGAACAAGUCAGCGCCCUUUUUGGGAACAUAGAAAGCAUUUAUGCACUGAACAGUCAGCUACUCAGAGACCUGGACAGCUGCAAUAGUGACCCCGUGGCUGUGGCCAGCUGCUUUGUGGAACGGAGCCAAGAGUUUGAUAUCUACACCCAGUAUUGCAACAAUUACCCCAACUCAGUGGCGGCCCUGACAGAGUGCAUGCGAGACAAGCAGCAGGCCAAGUUCUUCCGGGACCGGCAGGAGCUGCUGAAGCACUCGCUGCCCUUGGGCUCCUACCUGCUGAAGCCAGUCCAGCGCAUCCUCAAGUACCACCUGCUGCUCCAGGAAAUUGCCAAAUAUUUUGAUGAAGAAGAGGAUGGCUUUGAGGUGGUGGAGGAUGCCAUUGACACCAUGACCUGUGUGGCCUGGUACAUCAAUGACAUGAAGAGGAGGCAUGAGCAUGCAGUCCGGCUCCAGGAGAUUCAGUCACUGCUUAUCAACUGGAAGGGACCAGACCUGACCACCUAUGGGGAGCUCGUCCUGGAGGGCACAUUCCGUGUGCACCGAGUACGCAACGAAAGGACCUUCUUCCUCUUUGACAAAGCGCUGCUCAUCACCAAGAAGCGGGGCGAUCACUUUGUCUGCAAGGAUCACAUCCCGUGCUCCUCCCUGAUGCUGAUCGAGAGCACCAGAGACUCCCUGUGCUUCACCGUCACCCACUACAAGCAUGGCAAGCAGCAGUACAACAUCCAGGCCAAAACAGUGGAGGAGAAACGGAGCUGGACUCACCACAUCAAGCGGCUCAUCCUGGAGAACCACCACACCACCAUCCCCCAGAAGGCCAAGGAAGCCAUCUUGGAAAUGGACUCCUAUUAUCCCAGUCGGUACCGCUAUAGCCCAGAGCGCAUGAAGAAGGCUUGGUCCUCCCAGGACGAGGUGUCCGCCCACGUGCACCAGGGACGUCGGCAGUCUGAGCCGGCCCGACACCUGCUGAGGCAGCUCAGCGAGAAAGCAGCCAGAGCAGCAGGAAUGAAGCAUGCGGGCAGUGCCGGCACUCUCCUGGACUUUGGGCAGCCUCCCCGUACUCGGGACCUGCAGCCGGAGGCUGAAGGGGCCGCCCUGCAGGAACAGGAAGAGGAGGAGGAGGAGGAGGAAGAGGAGGUGGUGGAGGAGGCCUUUCAGGUCUCUCUGGAGGACCUGGCAAGGCAUGAAGGCAACGAGAAGGGGGCUGGGCCGGAGCCUCCAGGCUCAGAGGAGGAGGAGGAGGAGGAGGAGAGCCUGGCGGUGGCGGAGCAGGUAGCCGACUUCGCCAGCUCCCUGCUGGCUGCCCUCCACUGCUGGCACUAUCGGGCCAACGCUUUACUUUUCUCCCGGGGUGCUAUGGGGAAGGGUCGCAGGGAGUCUGAAGACCCCAGGAGCUGCAGAAGGCCUAGUGGCCGGUCUCCAGCCUCUGCUGAGAAGCGCAUGAGCUUUGAGUCCAUCUCUUCCCUGCCAGAGGUUGAACCAGACCCUGAGCCUGAGGCGGAGCAAGAGGUGUUUGCUGCUGUGGAAGAUCCCAGCACCGAGGAAAUACCCUCAGACACAGAGUCUCCAGAAGUCCUGGAAUCACAGCUUGACACCCACCAGGGGCUAUUGGGGCUGGACCACCCAGGUGACCUGGUGGACUUUGUUGUGGCUGAGAACACCGAAGACCUUAAGGCCCUGAGCAGUGAGGAGGAGGAAGAGGAGGACAUGGGUGCCCAGGAGCCUGAGAGUCUCCUGCCACCCUCUGUGCUGGACCAGGCCAGUGUCAUUGCUGAGCGAUUCGUCAGCAGUUUUUCUCGGCGGAGCAGCCUGGCACUGGAGGACGGCAAGUCUAGUGGCUUUGGGACCCCACGGCUGACCAGCCGGAGCAGCAGUGUGCUCAGCCUGGAGGGCAGCGAAAAGAGCUCAGCCCGGUGUGGCAGCACCACAGAUUCUCUCAGCUCUCAGCUCCCCCACGAAGUGGACAUCAGUGUUGGGGUGGCCAUAGAGAGUGGCCCUUCUGUCAAUGGGACAGAGCCACCAAGCCCAGGCUGCCCGGCGGAGCCUGACAGAUCUUCCUGCAAGAAGGAAUCGACUCUCUCCACUCGAGACCGGCUGUUGCUAGACAAAAUUAAGAGCUACUAUGAAAAUGCAGAGAACCACGAUGCAGGCUUUAGCAUCCGGCGCCGGGAGAGCCUCUCCUACAUCCCCAAAGGGCUGGUGAGAAACUCGGUCUCCAGAUUCAACAGUCUUCCCAGGCCAGACCCAGGGCCAAUGGCUCCGCCGGGGCAGAAGAGACAGGUUGGCUCCCGGCCAGCCUCCUGGGCCCUGUUUGAUCUUCCAGGACCAGGGCAGGUGGGCGCUAGGGAACCAGCUCCUAUCACAGAUGCUGAGUUCCGUCCAUCUUCAGAAAUUGUGAAGAUCUGGGAGGGAAUGGAGUCUCCUGCGGGGAGCCCUCAGAAGGGGCCAGCUCAGGGCCAAGCCAACGGCUUUGACCUGCAUGAGCCGCUCUUCAUCCUGGAGGAGCACGAGCUGGGGGCCAUCACCGAGGAGUCGGCCGCUGCCUCCCCAGAGAGUGCCUCCCCCAUCAAGAGGCCCAGCCCUGCCCACCUGGCCCGGGAGCUGAAGGAGCUGGUGAAGGAGCUGAACAGUAGUGCCCAGGGAGAGCUGGUGGCCCCACUGCACCCUCGAAUUGUGCAGCUUUCCCAUGUGAUGGACAGUCAUGUGAGCGAGCGAGUCAAGAACAAGGUCUACCAGUUGGCCCGUCAGUAUAGCCUCCGGAUCAAGAACAAGUCGGUGGCAGCCAGGCCACCAGUGCAGUGGGAAAAAGCUCCCGCUAUUCCCCACCUGCAGGAGGAGGCCGGAGCAGCACCAGGCAGCAGAGGUAAGAGAAAGCUGGUGCUGUCCCUCAGCUAUGAGCAGAUGACAGCCCAGGAGCACAGCCCGCCCAAGCCCUGCUCUGCCCAGGACGUGUUGCCACAGCGUUUCUCCUUCAGCCCUUCUGCUACCAGCCCAAGCACCACCUUGCCCGGGGUCCGGCCGUCUACUCGAAGCCCCCUCAGCCCACUUGACACCGAGACCUUCAACUGGCCAGACGUUCGUGAGCUCUGCUCCAAGUACACCUCGCAUGAUGAGGUGUUCCAGGCAGAGGGUAGCCGGCCCCGUGGCCCACCAGUCAACAGGAGCCGCUCUGUGCCGGACAACAUCGUGGAGCCAGCUGUGUCUGGCAGGGUGGGCCGCUGCUUCAGCCUCAACACAAAGAGGGGCCGGGCAGGCCCAGAGGCCCCCCAGCCCCAGCCCCCUGGGGGGUUGCGCCAAAGUCAGCCUGAUGGAGAGGAGGCCCUGUACGUCACUGCGGACUUCCCCCUGGAGAACAGUCGGCGUGUGAUUGUCAUGGAGAAGGGGCCCCUGCCUGGCCCUGCCGCCAGCCUGGAGGAGGGUAGCAGGCAGGUACUGAACUCAGCAGCAGCCGUGGUGGGGCAGGGCCAGGAUUUCCAGGAGCCUGCAGAUUAUCGGUCGAAGGAAGACGGUCCCAAGGACCCUGUGGACCCAAGCCAGCAGGGCAGAGUGAAAAACCUGAGGGAGAAAUUCCAGGCCUUGAACUCUGUAGGGUGACUCUGAGGACUGGGGGAAGGAGGCUGUGCUGGGGUGGGGGAGGAACCCUGGCCUACUUGUUAACAAGCCUGGGCUCAUCCUGUGCAUUCGAGCCCCACCCGGAGCCCGCAGUAGGCUGUCCCCCUGGAAGAAGCUCUGGUGUACUUGCAAGUGUCUUCACCUGCUGUGCAUGAGCCGGUGCUCCCGCAGGCUCACAGCAACUUUCCACAGGCCCAGGCGAGCCCCCCUUCCCUCUGAGGCCAGUGUGACUACUUCCCUUGUAUAUAGUUCCUCUCUGGUCAGAAGCCGAAUAUUUAAGCUCACUUCCUCCCAGCGAGAGCCAGCCCCUGCUCAGGCCUCCAGCAUUGGUCGGCCACAGCAUUGGUUGGCCACAGCGCAUCCAGAGGAGCUGUGGGCAGGUGGCUGGGGAGGCUUUGCUCUUUGUGCCUCUUAGGAUGCAGGCAGGAGUGAGACCCAUAAUUUAUUGCUUUCUGUUCUGUGGUAUGUUUGUGUGUGCACGCGAGUGUGUGUUCUGUUGAUUUCCCCUCCCUUGAAGAAUGUAAUGGACUCAGUUCAGGUACUUCUGUGGGUUGCCUUGCUGACCCUGUGGUUGUCGCUAAUGUAUACACAUUUCAUUAUUUGCCAAUGGUGCAAUAACCACUCUGACCCACUGA